AUGACGGCCAAGCAUCGGAAAGGCAAAAGCAACCACAAACAGGAUGACAACUUUUUCAAAAACGAAGUUAUGGAGACAGAACAGCACCAAACUUUAUCCUACCUGACGGACAACCUGAUGGGCGUCCAGGUGAAGAUAGGUAGACUGCAGACCUACCAUGAAGAAAUGCGUCUGUCUAAAAGUAAGGAGCACGUGCCAGAGAGCAUAGAGACCCGUCUGGCUGCCCUGGAGGAGUCUUACACUCUGACACAGAAGCAAGUGGGGAUCGCCUUGGCCGCAGCUGAGCAGCUCAAGACAUCUGACCUCCCCACUCAGGUUCUGUCCCUCCACACCGAGAUGAAAGCCCGCCUGGCCGAGGUGCAGCAGGCCACGGUGUCCGUGGAGCAGCUCGGCCGGCUGCAGAGCAUGCUGAAGGAGAAGAGCGAGGAGUUCGAGGUGGUCAGGACUCAGGUGGAGGAUUUGGCCACGCAUAACGGCGAGCUGUCCCAGAAGGUUGAGGCUCUGACCGGGAGCCUGGGAGAGACGGACUCCAUGCUGGAGGGGGAAAUCGAUCAGAUUGCCAACCUGGGCGCCACACUAGAUGGUCAGGCCACCGAGGUGCUCGGACUGAAGGAUAAGCUGCACGAAUACCAGACCCAGCUGGAGGCCAGCAUACUGGAGAUGGCUACAGUCAGGGAGUUGAUUAAGAAUGAACGGUCCCGGCAGCUCCAGCAGGCCAGUGUAGGGGAGGAGCUAAACACGGUACGCAAGAGCCUUCAGGAUCACGCCUCAGCAGUCCAGAGUCUACACUCUGAACUCAGUGCUCAGCUGGAGAACAUACAGAAGCAGGUUACUUGGCUGGAGGAGGAGACCCAACCUCCCGCAGAGCCUCUGGAACUAAGGGAGGAAGACACUACCGUAGCAACUGGAGAGGGAGAAGCAGAAGAUCCAGCUCCUGCAACAGGGGAGGACGAGGUCGAUGCUGUGAGUGAAGAAGAAGAGGAGGCUCCAACAAACGAAAACGAAGAGGCUGAAACGGUAGAAGAAGAGGCAGGUGAAGCAGCUACGGAGGUAGCAGUGGAAACGGAACAGUCAGCUCCUGUGGGGCAAGAAGCAGCAUCGUCUCAAGAGUCCACAGAAGCUGAUGAAGAUGAAGAAGCAGCUGCCAUAGAGCAGGAGCCCUCCAAGGCCCAAGAACCUAUUCCAGAAGAGGAAGACGUUGAUGCAGCCCCUACUGAAGGGGAGGAACAAACUGUAGAGGAGGAGAACAAGGAAGCUGGUGAUGCAGAAGUGGAAGAGGAGUCAGCAGCUGAAGAGGAGGAUGACGAUGAUGAAUCUGAAGAUGUGAUGGAAUCUGAGGGAGAGGAGGAACAAGGUAAUCAGGAGGAAGAAGGAAAACAGGACAAAGCAGUUGAAAAGACGAUUAGAACACGCCACCACAAUGAGAACUUUCUUCAGGCUUGA
Messenger RNA from Menidia menidia (Atlantic silverside), 1443 nucleotides. NCBI's taxonomy places the organism in Eukaryota, Metazoa, Chordata, Actinopteri, Atheriniformes, Atherinopsidae. The record is from the annotation of a GenBank genome assembly.